UCCCCACCCUUCCACACAGUGCAUGAAAUGUUCCUCAGCACAAACCCGUCCAGAGCCACCGUGACACAGUACAGGCGAUCCAGACACCAGGACUGGCCCAACAGCUGCCUCGCAACCAUGUUCCCACACAGCUUUGACUACAACCAGCCGAUGAGAAAGCGUUGAGAAGAAGGAGACAUGAUGGGACAGUUCCCGGAGGAUGUGGUGGGUGGCUUCACCACAGAGGAACUGGAAUGCAAGAUCUGCUACUGUGCUUACAGCCUGUCAAGUCGACGGCCCAAGGUCCUCGAGUGCUGCCAUUGUCUUUGUGCCAAGUGCCUUGCAAAAAUCCUCGAUUUAGGUGAAUCCUCUCCAAACGCAGUGGUCUGUCCAUUCUGCCGCUACAUCACAGACCUUCCCGGAGAAGAUGUGGACAGUCUACCAGAUGAGUAUAACUUGGUGUCGGCACUGCUGUCCAUCCAGACACGGAAGCAUCAGAACCUUAAUGACAACCAAGGCGAGAUUCUCCUCAGUCCCAGACGCCUCAACUCUCUGGUGGGACACUCUGCCUCAGCUUCUCCCACCUCGAUUCGUUCCAAUUACGUGGUGAUCACCAUUAUGGAGCCUCGUCAGGAGUCUGUUAUUUUAGUUCGGGGUAGGGAUUACCGCUCUUCCAGUCAGGACUCCAUGGCCUCGGUUACUCAGAGAUGGACAGUGUGGAACUGUGCGGCACUGCUGUGCCAGAUUUCAGCACGCGUCCUGGUCUGGCUGCUGGGGCUGCUGUACUUCAGCUCGCUGCCUCUAGGGGUCUAUCUGCUAAUCAUGCAGAAUGCCACGAUGGGGGUGUUGAUGGUCAGUCUGGUACCUUCAAGUCUUCUCAUCGUCAUGGUGUACGGCCUUUGCCAAUGCCUGUGCCUUGAGUUUUGGGACUGUGUACCACCAUAAUGACCAAAGCAAUAAGUGUAACUGUUAUGUGUGGAUAUACGAUGAUUGGAU
Sinocyclocheilus anshuiensis is the source of this 975-nucleotide messenger RNA. Its product is annotated as E3 ubiquitin-protein ligase RNF182-like. The record is from RefSeq and is a predicted model, not a curated record. Gene Ontology annotation, biological process: protein ubiquitination. NCBI's taxonomy places the organism in Eukaryota, Metazoa, Chordata, Actinopteri, Cypriniformes, Cyprinidae. Gene Ontology annotation, molecular function: ubiquitin-protein transferase activity. Gene Ontology annotation, cellular component: cytoplasm.